Messenger RNA from Larimichthys crocea (large yellow croaker), 530 nucleotides. Its product is annotated as calnexin-like. Lineage: Eukaryota; Metazoa; Chordata; Actinopteri; Sciaenidae. Bases 70 to 447 code for a protein of 125 amino acids. The record is from RefSeq and is a predicted model, not a curated record. The transcript has 6 exons.
UCACAUGACUGACAAGAUUUCAGGAAGUGACUUUUAAGGAACGCGUGAGAAAUCACUGUGUUGAAAGACAUGGAGACCAGCUUUGUGUUGUUGUGCGUGAUGCUGGUAAGCAGUGUGACACCGGCGUCUGCUGCAGCACAGCCAGGUGUCAUAGAAAGCCUCCUCAUGGCAACGGUCCAGCGGCCCUGGCUCUGGGGCGUCUACGUCUUCACUGUUGGACUUCCCAUCAUUCUCUUCGUCAGCUUCAUGUGGCCCGACAAGCGGUUUGGACCCCCUGGUCAAGAAUAUUACUACAAGAAGUCUGAUGAUGCUCAACCAGAUGAUGUGGAGGUCCCACAGCGGACAGAAUCAGUGGAUAUUAAAGGAGAGACCAACAGAGCUGUAACGAGGAGGAGAGACGCUCAUGGUAACCAGAGGAAGUCUGAUUUAAACCUGAAGGAUCAUUGAUCAGUGCAGCGACCUCAGGAGGAAAGAGCACCAACAACACAAUGUUGUACUGAUGACUCAACAACACAGCAAUGUCUGAACAC